Messenger RNA from Pistacia vera, 2855 nucleotides. Its product is annotated as probable LRR receptor-like serine/threonine-protein kinase At5g10290. Gene Ontology annotation, molecular function: protein kinase activity; ATP binding; protein binding. The record is from RefSeq and is a predicted model, not a curated record. The transcript has 13 exons. Gene Ontology annotation, biological process: protein phosphorylation. NCBI's taxonomy places the organism in Eukaryota, Viridiplantae, Streptophyta, Magnoliopsida, Sapindales, Anacardiaceae. The coding region runs from base 341 to 2140 and encodes 599 amino acids.
UUCAACAGGACUCCAAGUCUAUGAGGAUGGGGCGGGACAACAGAAGUCGAAGUACUCCUGUUUUUCCUAUCCCCGUUCUGAAAGGAAAGAAGAGGCUUGACCGAUAAGGGUCAAAACCUUUGGUUACUCAUUCCUAUGUCUUACCUAUGGCUUUUGGGUUGUAGAAAAACUGAAAAAGAUAAAAACUGCUUCACAUUACUCUGAUUCCUUUACUCUUAACUAAUCCCCGUUUAAAAUGAAAACCUCUUUUCUUUCUGCUCCAAUCUGACUCCUUUGAAAAAGGUUUUUGCUGCAGAUCACGUGCUUUGCUGUAUUGCUCAAGGGGUUGAUAUUGUUGAAGAUGGAACUGGUCCUUGCUGUUCUAAUAUUGGCUUGCUUGCAUUCUACUGUACAAUCUGAUUAUCAAGGAGAUGCACUAUACGCUUUGAAGAAUUCAUUGCAUGUUCCAAGCACUCUGCUGACUGAUUGGAAUCAAAACCAAGUUAAUCCAUGCACUUGGUCCAAUGUCAUCUCUGAUAAUAGUAACAAUGUUGUCUCUGUGAGAUUGUCAACCAUGAACUUUUCUGGAACCUUGUCCCCCAGAAUAGGAGCUCUGAGGAAUCUAAAAGAACUUACAUUGAAAGGAAAUAACAUAAAUGGUGAAAUACCUGAAGAGUCUGGAAAUCUUUCAAAUUUAAACAGCCUGGACUUGGAAAAUAAUCAUUUAACAGGUCAAAUACCAUCUUCACUUGGUAAUCUAAAAGAGCUUCGGUUCUUAACUUUGAGUCAAAACAACCUCAAUGACUCUAUUCCUGAGUCACUUGCAGAUCUUCCAAACUUGAUCAAUAUUCAGCUUGAUACCAAUAAUCUCAGCGGCCAAAUUCCUGCACGUUUAUUCCAAAUUCCUAAGUACAAUUUCACGGGAAACCAUCUGAAUUGUGAUAAAAAUCUUCCCCACCCUUGUGAAUCUAGGAGUAAUGAUUCAGGGGCUUCAAAGAAGCCAACUAUCAGAAUUAUAGUUGGGAUUUUUGGAGUUGUUCUUCUUUUUGGAGUGUUUUUGUUUUUCUGGUGCAAGGCUAAGCAUAAAGGCUACAGGCGUGAAGUAUUUGUAGAUGUUGCAGGUGAAGUCGACCGAAGAAUUGCGUUUGGUCCGUUGAAAAGAUACUCGUGGAGCGAAUUGGAGUUGGCUACCGACAAUUUCAGUGAAAAUAAUGUCCUUGGACAGGGAGGUUUUGGAAAGGUUUAUAGAGGGGUGCUUGCUGAUAACACAAAAGUUGCUGUGAAGCGAUUAACUGAUUUUGAGAGUCCUGGGGCAGAUGCAGCUUUCCAACGUGAAGUUGAGAUGACAAGUGUGGCUGUCCACAGAAAUCUAUUACGGCUGAUUGGAUUUUGCACAACACCAACAGAACGUCUUUUGGUGUACCCAUUUAUGCAGAAUUCGAGUGUGGCCUCUCGGCUGCGAGAAAUUAAACCUGGGGAGCCUGUUUUAGACUGGGCUAUGAGAAAAAGAAUUGCCUUAGGUGCAGCACGUGGGCUGGAAUACCUACACGAACAUUGCAAUCCUAAGAUCAGUCAUCGGGAUGUGAAGGUGGAUAAUGUAUUGCUUGAUGAUGACUUUGAACCAGUUGUUGGUGGCUUUGGCCUGGCCAAAUUGGUUGAUGUGAGACAGACUAAUGUGACGACUCAAGUUCGUGGGACAAUGGGCCACAUAGCACCUGAAUACUUGUCCACUGGGAAAUCAUCCGAAAGAACAGAUGUUUUUGGGUAUGGGAUUAUGCUCCUGGAGCUUGUCACAGGUCAACGUGCAAUUGACUUUGCACGCGAAAAUGCCUAUUUGCUUGACCUUGUCAGGAAGUCCGAGACAGUGAAGAGACUGGACGCUAUUAUAGAUCCCAACCUUAAUAGAAGUUACAACUUCCAAGAGGUGGAGAUUAUGAUUCAAGUUGCGUUGCUCUGUACACAACGAUUACCUGAGGCCCGUCCAGGAAUGUCAGAGGUUGUACGCAUGCUGGAAGGAGAGGGGCUGGCUGAGAGAUGGGAAGAGUGGCAGCACGUUGAAGUUACUCACAGGCAAGAGUACGAGAGGCUGCAAGGCGGAUUUGACUGGGCGAUAGAUUGCGUAGACAACCAGGAAGCAAUUGAAUUAUCAGGUGGAAGAUGAGCCAUCAGCCAACUAAAUGAAAGGGAAGAGCUCUUAUUCUGUAGAAGGAAGUUUUUUUUAGUGAUACUGGAGAUCUGCUGGGUUGACACCAGUCUGAUAUUUUUAGCUUGUGCUCUUCACAAGGACAUAGGAAAGACAACUUCUGGUUUUCACUCAUGUCUAAAUUAUGCAGAAAAGCUACAGUUUUUAUGUGUCUAUGGCUGUGAUACUAAUGGAUGCAACUGCUUUAACCUGCCAUUCUUCCAUUUGCUCCACCAUCCCCUUGACAUCAUCUUUGCAUGGAAUUUGCUUUGCCAAAAGAUACUCUGGUGUCUUCUCCAUGUCUCUAUGCUUCAUUUCUUCAAGGUUGAUGCCACACUUGAUACAAUCAACACCUGCCAUUGCCAAGCUUCUAUUGACAUGGCUUCUUCGGCUCGAAAUCUAACCUUAAGAACUUGCACAAUGCUUUUUAGCAGUAUUGUUAUAUCUUUCUGUGACUUGAGCCACUUGUACUUCACUUUCACUUUUUCAUGCACUUCAUUAAAUCACAAUCAAAGAUAAUUGAUUAACUAGUAAAAGUUGUUAGGGGGUAAUUGGCCUGUAAAAAAACCAAUAGGUAUGCAAUGAAUGUGUACUUACUAGUAAUUAAUUAUGUACAUGACACCACAUAUGGUCAUGUGAAUGCUUUCAUUAUGAGUUCUUAGUUUCUGUGUAACUUUUAGAUUUGGAAAAUGUA